Molecule: messenger RNA, 4226 nt
Organism: Eublepharis macularius
Lineage: Eukaryota; Metazoa; Chordata; Lepidosauria; Squamata; Eublepharidae
Product: transmembrane protein 68-like
Exons: 7
Coding region: 171-1163 (330 amino acids)
Cellular component (GO): membrane
Molecular function (GO): acyltransferase activity
Source: RefSeq, a predicted model, not a curated record
GCCUUCGGCAGCCUCCGGACAGGGUGGCAUCAAUUGGUGUCCUCCGCGCCCCUGGCCCGCCGGCGCUCGCCUCCAAGACCGCCCUUCUGGAGGCGGCAGGGCGCCCUAAAAGGCAGGGCUGCCUCUGGCGAGGAGCAGCGGCGAUUCCCACCGGCUAGCAAGGCGAGAGUAUGAUAGGUCGGAAUGAAUCCUGCGGCGCAGAGCAGAUACCAAUGUCUUACUUCACUUGCCUGCUGUACGUUUUGGAAGAGUGGACUGGUGUGCAGCGCUUGGAAGAUUAUCUGAAUUAUGCGGUAUACCUUUCAUGGCUGUUUGCACCUCUCCUUGUGUCUUUUAUCCUUCCUGGACUUAUCCUCCUUCUCCUUUACGUUAGUAUUAUCAUCCUUCAUAUUUAUAAGAGACGGACUGAUCUAAAAGAGGCUUAUUACAAUGACUUCUGGGAUGGUGCAAGGCAAAUGCUGGCAACUUUAUGGUAUGGGCACGCCAGGAUAUGGAAUGGCUAUGAGCUUCAUGGCCUCGAAAAAAUACCAGACGGACCUGCGCUUGUUGUCUUUUACCACGGAGCAACUCCUAUUGACUUCUUCUAUUUCAUGGCCACUGUCCUGAUUAAAAAGAAGAGGAUCUGUCACAUUGUGGCAGAUCACUUUGUAUUUUCAAUUCCAGGGUUUAAACUCUUACUCGACGUGUUCGGUGUUAAGCAUGGAUCACAAGAGGUGUGCGUAAAAGCACUAAGGAACGGUGACUUGCUGGCCAUUGCUCCGGGAGGGGUCCGGGAAGCCCUCUUCAGUAACGAAAACUACUCCAUUAUAUGGGGAAAGCGGAAAGGAUUUGCUCAGGUGGCAAUUGAUGCCAAAGUGCCCAUCAUUCCGAUGUUCACACAAAAUGUUCGAGAAGGAAUUAGAUCACUUGGAGGAAUAAAAUUCUUUAGGUUGAUGUAUGAAUAUCUCCGUUUGCCUCUUGUCCCACUCUAUGGAAACUUUCCUGUCAAACUGUGCACAUUUAUUGGGGAUCCUAUUCCAUAUCAGCCCAAAAUAACUGCUGAAGAACUGGCAGAAAAGGCGAAGAGUAGAGUCCAGUCUUUAAUAAACAAACAUCAGAAACUGCCCGGAAAUGUUUUCAGAGCUCUGACGGAACGAUUUACAAUACGGAAAAAAGAAGACUAGUGCAAUCUGGGAGUGAUCAAUAGUUGUAAAGUAUUUUAGAAUUACGUUUUUAACACGAAUCUCAGAUACGAUAUUUGAGAAUGUUCUUAAUGUAUUCUGUUUGUUUUUGACAGUUGUACAGUUUUACAGAGAAGUUUCCCUUCCCCCCCCCCCGCCCCGAUGAUCACGGUUAAAUCCAGAUCUCAACUUUUACAGACUGGUUUUCUUAAAGUGCAGUUUUUUCUUGCAGUAAGUUAUAUAACACCAUUUUUGGCUUCCUGAACAUGUGUUAUUUCCACCCUAAAUUUACUCACGAGGUAGAUGAGUUUUGGGAUUAAACUUAAUGAAAGCCAUUGUGGCACAGCUGAUAAUGUGUUGCAGUAGGACAGGGGAGACCCAGGUUCAAAUCCUUGCUUACCUUGUAACCUUGGGGCAGGUAUUCUCCUCUUAGCCUAAUCUACAUCACAGGGUUGUUGUGAGGAUAAAAUGUAGAUGGUGAGAACCAAGUAUGCCACCUUGACCUCCUUGGAGGGAUAUAGAAAUGGGAUAGAAAUAUACCAAAUAAAUACAUAACAAUUUUAUUAAAAUAGCAACUUUCCCGUUUCUAGUAUUAUCUGCUAUAAUUGAGACGUGGCCCAGUUAUUUGUUAUGUGUGAAAUUAAGGCAAUGCUAUUAAACUAAGCUUGCUUCAAAAAGGCCUUGUUUUUACUAUGUCUGAAUGAUUGGAAGCAGGUCUACCAAGCAUCUACCUUGUAUCAUCUGCACUGAAAAUAAUGUGAAAAUCUAUUCUACUACAGUUGUUUUCUGAGUGCUUCGAGAACAUGUGAUUGGAAUCCAGUGAAUUCCCGUCACAUUCUGCAUCAUUUAUAGCCGCUGGCUCUCUCAGUGCAUGCAUCCCACUUCCUCAGCUGAGCCCCGGCACUUUUUACCUCCUACCCGUACUGAACAGCUAAUUCUUCCAUGAAGACAGGAAAGCAUUCCUUGGACUUGGGGAUAUUCCCUCCCCUCUAGUCUAAAGACAGAACCAGUUGAUGGAUCCUCAAUCUCCUGGAUCACCACUGCUUCACCGUUCGAAAACCGGGCUGUAACCUAGCUCCAAAAGAGCUUGCUGAAUAAUUGAGAUGCUCACUCUGUAGGGAGAGUUCCCACGUCUGCCUGAGGGGCUUCCAGGGUUCUUUGUUACCUGUAUGGAGAUUCUCUGUGUUCUGUUUUCUGUAAGUAUGCAGUCAUGACUGUUCUGAAGCAUUUUUGUGCAACCAGUAUUUAUAAAGCAGCCUUGAAUGCCAGUUGACAGAUCAAUCAAUACUUCCGGGAUUUGUACUCAAGGCUCUUGUACAAUUCAUCUUUGUUUCAUAGUUGUCAUUUUUGAAGAUUUUCUUUCGAAUCUGGAGUCUUGUCUGCCAAGGGAGAAAUAGGUUUUGCUGUUAACAACAUUAAAAGAGCAACAUUAAAACAGCAACAUACAAAUGCUGUGUGGAAGAAAAUAUGUAACAAUAAGGCUGUGUAAAGUGACAAUAAGCCUAUUUAACACCCCUUUAAGAUACAAAUUGAGGCAUCGUCCUUUUCAUCUCCUAGUCCCGGGGUCCCCAACAUGGUGCCCGCUGACACCUUUGCUGGAUCUUGCCAAGUGUUUUUAGAAAGUGGGUGGGGCUUUUGCUCAGCAAGGUUUCUGAUUGGCCAUUGGAGAUUGGAUUGGCUGUGCAGAUUUUUAAAAACGUUGCUUUGGCCAGGAUCUUCGCUGUGCGACCGAAAGUAAGCUGCAGCAGCCAUUUUGUAGCUGUUCCUGCCUCCUUGCGUCAGAAUUCCAAAGGUGUCCGCAGGAUCAAAACAGUUGGGGACCCCUAGUCAAAUGAUAAGUUGUCAUAUUAAUGCAGGGCUGAGGGGGUUUUUUGCUACUCAUUCUGAUCCAGGGCAUCUUGUACAGGAACUUUUCCCUUGGGCCAUUCACACACUGUCAGCCUUACCUACCUCACAGGGUUGUUGUGAGGAUAAAAUGGAGGAGAGGAGAACGACAAGCCGCUUUGGUCGUUCCUUUGGGAUGAAGGCAGGGUAUAAAUUAGUAAAUAAAUAAUGUAGCUGGAGAUGAGUCAACUUGGAGCACUUCCUUCUGUGUGAGCAGAACUCAGUGUCAAAGUAUAUGAAAACUAGGUACACAUGGAGCACAUUGUAUUCCUUGGGCAAGCAAUGCUUCUCCUUUCAAUAAAGGGAUGUGCAGUGAUUUCCAUGGACUUAAGAAGGGUGUAACUCCUCUUAGGAUCUGACUCCAGGUUGGUUCUUUCCUCCAUACUAAUUGAGGACAUUAGAUUAGGCAGAGAACUGGCAUGUGCUCAUCACCCACACAAAACACAUGGCCUUUCAUGUUCACUUUACUUACCAAUUGUUUUGGUACAUUCUGUUCUACAGCUGUGGGAUAAGUGGGUCGUUGACCAUGGUAUUGGAAAACAUAGCAGGGCGAAAUGUUCACAGAUGUUAUCUUUCAGAAAUCUAAUGCAACCUCUGAUCAAUAAGAGGUAUGGAGAGAACUAUCUUCAGAAGUUUGAAGGAGGCGCUGGAAGGCCAUUUUGUUUGUGAGGGCUUUUAAUGGAAUUUUUAAUUUUCUUGGGGAGGGGAGCGGUAAAUCAGGUUUUACUGCAUUUUUUCUGUUUUUAAUGUUGUAAAUGGUAAGCUAUCUUAAGCCAACAAGGUGGUGUAUAAAUUACUUGAAUAAGUAAAUGCAUGGUAGUUUGCUUUUGCAUUGUUAGAUGGGACCAAACUUACUCUUGCCACCACCUAUUCCUUCAACUUUGAGAUGAAAGUAUUGAAUCCAGAGUAUCAAAAUAGCUUGCAGUAUCCUUGAGCUCAAUCCAGUGACUCCCUUCUCCUAGGGUGGAUCUGUGGACUCUUCCAUUAGUUCUUCCAUUGCUGUUUUUUUUUCUCCAUCAGAGGGAGAUUUGGUUGAAGGAAAUAACUACCUUUAACUCAUUCUUUUUGUUUCGAUUAUUCAAUAUAUUUCUCAACUACAUAAAAUUUCCCAUGUCCACUCUCUGUAUGUUUGUAUGGUAUUCUGUUUGGAUUUUUAAAAUGUACAGAAUAAACUUAGUUUGC